Messenger RNA from Aspergillus homomorphus CBS 101889, 2438 nucleotides. Its product is annotated as putative cytoplasm to vacuole targeting Vps64. The transcript is spliced from 2 exons. Gene Ontology annotation, cellular component: cytoplasm. Lineage: Eukaryota; Fungi; Ascomycota; Eurotiomycetes; Eurotiales; Aspergillaceae. The record is from RefSeq and is a predicted model, not a curated record. The coding region runs from base 95 to 2323 and encodes 742 amino acids. Gene Ontology annotation, molecular function: protein binding.
UCACCGUCGACCGGACAAGCGCCUAUGGGAUAAAAACCUCCCGUACCAAAUUUCUCGACACUUAGCGCCUCUUCCCCCCCCGUUAUCUUUCUCCAUGACUGCUGUGGCAUCACCACCUAGUGUGCAAACGGGGCCUCGCGUGGGAUGGUUCGAUACUGGUAACGGAGGACAAGGUGCUUUCUCUUCAAUGGACGCGGAAGAAGUAUCUCGGACAUUUAUGCCGCGCAAGACCGUCCAGAGAUCGAAUUCUUCAUCGUCCCUCCGAUCAAACGGCACUACCUCGACCACGGUUGCCCUGACCGAACAGAACCCGGGCGCCGUACAACCUGCUCCCGAUAAUACCUGGGGCAAGAAGAAACCCGCGAGAAAUCUCUGGCAUACCUCGAACUCCGAGCCGCAGUCCCUUAGGGGCAUCGCGCCUUCCUCGCAACCCAUGCCGGCAUUUUCCUCAGGCCCGGGCGCCAUGUCCGCGGUCCAUCAACCACCCUCCAUUGUUCCUUCCCAGCACAUGAUGCAGCUUUCACAACAACAGAAUGGUCUCCGCGCCGCGAGCGUAUCGCAGGGUGAUCCGCCUGCGAUCUUGACCCUCUUGCCCAUCAACGGUACCUUCGAGAAGAAACAGAUCACUGUCCCUUUUUACCCGGACGUGAUACGCAUCGGCCGACAGACCAAUGCCAAAACAGUGCCUACGCCUGUGAAUGGGUUCUUCGACUCAAAAGUGCUUUCACGACAACACGCCGAGAUUUGGGCGGACAAGACCGGCAAGGUAUGGAUCCGUGACGUCAAAUCGUCCAAUGGCACAUUCGUCAAUGGCAAGCGCCUGUCUCAAGAAAACCGCGAAUCCGAUCCUCAUGAACUGCGUGAAAACGACACUUUAGAACUCGGAAUAGACAUUGUUAGUGAAGAUCAGAAAACUAUUGUCCAUCACAAGGUGUCCGCCAAAGUCGAACAUGCUGGAAUCUAUGCCUCGAUCCCCAACAUCCUCGAUCUCACGUUGGGAGACUUGGAUCCUUCCGCUGGAAACGGGCUUGUUCCGUCGCCGCUCACGCAACCUCUAUUACAAAUUCGCGGUCGGUCAGGUAGUACGAUGAGUAACCGCAGCGCACAGAGUGCCGCAAGUAGUCAGUUCAACGCAUUACAGCAACAGCGUCAGAUGAAUUAUUGGAACUCGCCAAUUUCGAUAGAGCAAGUGGUAAAAAGACUUACAAGCGAAAUGAAGCAGGCCAAACAGCAGUCCCAGGAGCUUCGGCAGACGGAUGAGUUCCUAACGACCUUGAUGAAACCUGGCCAACUAGAGAAAGAAAAGCCCAAACACUCGCCGCCCGAUACAAACGCCGCUCGCGCUAUGAAUGGGAGACCCAAGAUACCCCGUUUAGACUCUUUUUCACGAUUUUCCGAGCCCCCAGCACCUCCGCCACAACAACCGCUUCCCGAAAAGCCGGAUGCUCUACCUCGGAAUGGCACAGACUCUCUCUCGCCCUUGAAGCGUUCUGACACCGAGAAACCUAAGCUUGGUGGCAGCUCGCCUGUCAGCCGCGAUAACAGUCAGAUCCUGUCGCUCAUUGAAGCAUUGUCGUCCGCCAAGCGGGAACUUGACACCCAAGGCGCCCGCGUCAAGGAACUCGAGGCCAUGUUGAUCCAGGAGCGCACCGCCCGCGAGUCCGCUGAAGAGAAGGCUAGAACCUUGGAAAUGCGAACCACCACGAAUGGUUUGCAUGCUACACCGGUGUGCAGCGAUGCCGACCACGAGAACACACAAACCUUGCCUGCGGAGAAGUCGGCGGAGGAGCCGGCUGCCGAAGUCGUGGCUGAGGCUGCGAUUGAAGCAGAACAAGCGGGUGCGCCAGACGUCCGAACUGACGAUAUCCAACAUCGUCUGGAAACGAUGAUCCAGGAAAUGGAGGAAAUGAGAAAGCAGGUUACGAUAUUCAAAGAACAGGCACAGCAUGCGGAGAGCGAACGGAAUGAAGUGCGGAAGUCCCUGGCGGAGAUGAUUGAGACAUUACGACGCGAGCGCGCGGAGCGUGCCGAGGGCGAUGCCAAAGCGGAGGAGUCACGCAAUGGUCAUGUACCCGACACCCCCAUUCCUGAGACGGAAGAUGUCGCCGGCAAGGAUAUCUCUGAGCCGAGCGAACAGCGACUGCAGCCUGCUGCAUCAUCCUGCUUGAAAGGAAGUGACGGGGCAGAUUCGAAACUCGCCGCACCGUCACGCCGACAUGACGUUCUGGAGCAAUCCAGCCCAUUUGCGUCCAUGCUGGGAGUGGUGCUUCUCGGAGUGGGUCUAAUGGCCUACCUAAAUGGCUGGCAGAAAAUGGAUAAAUGAAGAAACUCCUGCCACCACGUUAUGUCUGCUUUGAGCGAAUGGGUUGAACUAUGGUUUUUGUUUCGAAAAGGUCCCUCCGAAAGUUUGUCAUUGGGUGUGUGCUUUAGUGUCUACC